AUGUGGACAUCAUUCACAAUUGAACUUGUACGAAAUGAAAUGUGUACUGCUGUAAUGCCAGUAGCUAUAUUGUCAGAUAUGUUUGAUGUGAAUACUAUGGAUGUUUGUGAAAAAAUGUUUGAUCAUGUGGAAUCCAAUGUAAAUGUUCUUAAAGAGCCUAAAUUUUUUAUGGCAUGCAAGAACAAUUUACUACGAAUGUGCAAUGAUAUUUUACGUCGUUCAUCUAGAAUACGACAUACAGUCUUUUGUGGGCGUAUAUUAUUAUUUUUGGCAAUAUUUUUUCCUUUUUCUGAACGCUCAGGUCUAAACCUUAUAAGUGAAUUUAAUUUAGAGAAUGCAACUGAAUAUUUGAAAGAAAAUCAUUUUGAUCAAACUGAAUACAAGCCAGAUUCAAUUGCUGAAGAAGAAGCUAAAUCGGAUAUUAUAAUUGAAAAAGUAAAUGUCGAUAAAAAUUUUUAUUUAAAAUUUUGGUCAUUGCAAGAUUACUUUAGGAAUCCUAAUCAAUGUUACAAAACAGAACAUUGGAAAUUGUUUAUCUCUCAUACAGAUUUCAUAAUUUCGAGUUUUCAAAGUCAUAAGUUGGAACAUGUUAACAGAAUGGAUAAUGAAAGUGCUGAACAAAAUAUGCAUUACUUUCCAAAAUAUUUGACAAAUCAAAAAUUAUUAAAAUUGCAAUUAAGUGAUGUAAAUUUUAGGCGUUACAUUCUUAUACAAUUUUUAUUGCUUUUCCAGUAUUUGGAAGCUCCUGUUAAAUUUAAACUAGAUGAUUUCAAGAUUAAACCAGAACAACAAGAAUGGAUUAAAAAUUCUAUUACUACUAUUUAUGAAAUUAUUAAUAAUACACCACCUGAUGGUGUUAAAUUCUCUGAAGUAGUAAAGAAUAUAUUACAGAGAGAAGAACAAUGGAAUAAAUGGAAAAACGAUGGUUGUCCAGAUGUAACAAAAAGAUUACCUACAAGUGAUCAAAGUGAUAUGCCCGCGCCCAAAAGAAGAAAUUUAGGGGAUGUUAUAAAAAAUAUGACUGCUAAUAACAAAGUUUUUCUUGGAGACCCUGAUUUAACCAUGCUAUGGAAUUUAAAGCCAGAUAAUUUAGAAGCUUGCAAAGGACCUGAACGAGAUUUCUUACCAUCAUUUGAUUCAUUUUUCCAGGAAGCAUUUGAGCAAUUGGAUCCAGAAUUUAGUAUUGAAAGUCAAAACAAAAAAGUAAAUGAUGGAAACUUUGGAUGGAAAGCACUAAGACUAUUAGCUCAUAAAAGUCCACAUUUUUUUGCCAAUAAUGAUGAUCCUAUUAAAAAAAUACCUGAAUAUUUAGAAAAUAUGAUCAAAAAAACAAUGAGCAAAGAAAUAAUAUCCAUCAAACAAGGGCCAGAUAAGUAUAUUUCACCACAUAAUGAAUUUAAAAAAGAAUCUGUAAUUGGAUCAGACAAAGUUGAUAUCUCUGAAGAAAUUCAAGAUGAGAAUGAAAACAAAAAUAAUACAGAACCAGAUAAGAUUGAGUUUGUGAAAACAAUAAAAACUACACCUUUAGAUCAAGCCACAUAUUUACUUGAAGUGUGGGUUGAAGAUGCAGAAAAUCACAAGUCUGAAAACCUUAUAUAUAUUCUAGAAGAAAUGCAAUUAAUUGAAGCAGCAAAUAUCCUUAAGUCUUAA
Macrosiphum euphorbiae (potato aphid) is the source of this 1650-nucleotide messenger RNA. The record is from the annotation of a GenBank genome assembly. Lineage: Eukaryota; Metazoa; Arthropoda; Insecta; Hemiptera; Aphididae.